GCUAAGAGGAGGGUUCGACUAGUUCUUCCCCCCACCUCCUCCUUGCUCUCCUUCUACCACAAGGCGACAACUAUUCCACUCCCCCGCCAUCAACACAACACCACCGUCGACCAAAGUCAGCCACAUUAACCGACUGGGGAAGCUGUCAACAGGAAAAGUAACCACCGUGAGGAACUUUAGCUUUCUGCUUUGCCAUCCUACCGCACCAACAUGGCGUCCGGACACCGACUUGACUGACUUCACGGUGGAGAGACGAGGGAAGGUCGCCUCCACAGCGGCAGCGGUGCUUGUGGAUGAACCGGGAGUACUUUCGAAGUUUGUGAGCCAAACGGCACCAUGUUGGCCACCGCGGGGACUUACGCCAACAAGAAGAGGAAGAAACCGGUCCUCAAACAGAAAAAGGUCCCAGACGGCAACGAGGUGGUCAAGUCCAACCCGUCAAAGCGCCACCGAGACCGGCUCAACGGGGAACUGGACCGGUUAACGGACCUGCUGCCCUUCCCCGACGACGUGCGAUCCUGCUUGGACAAACUGUCCGUCCUGCGUCUCAGCGUGGGGUACCUCAGGGUCAAGAGCUACUUCAAGGCUACGCUCAAGAACAACACCGCCGAUGGCUUUCCUGGUGCCAGCCGGACCAAUGGGAACACCUUGGAAAGCCGAGGCUUCUCUGAGGCGGACCUGCUGCUCCAGGCGCUCAACGGCUUCGUGCUGGUGGUCACGUCGGAUGGGGUGGUCUUCUACGUGUCGCCCACCAUUAAGGAGUACCUGGGCUUCCAGCAGUCGGACGUGGUCCACCAGAGCGUGUUCGAGCUCAUCCACACGGAUGACCGCGGAUCCUUCCGACAGAACCUCCACUUUGCUCUGAACCCGCCCGACGUCGACGGGGAAUGUACGUACCCGGGUCCUCAUCUUGUUCGAGAGCGGCGUCGAUCGGUAGCUCCAUGUUGUUGUUCGAUGUCGCCAGGUCUGGACAAUUACAUGAGCACGGAGCUCUACAAUCCCAACCAGCUUCCUCCAGAGAACUCCUCCUUCCUGGAGAGGACUUUUGUGUCCCGCUUCCGUUGCCUCCUGGACAACUCGUCAGGCUUCCUGGCUCUGAAGUUCCAGGGUCGCCUGAAGUUCCUGCACGGCCAAAACCUCUUCAGGGACAACGGGACGCGCGUCAAACCGCAGCUGGCGUUGUUUGCCGUGGCCACGCCCGUGCAGCCGCCGUCCAUCGUGGAGAUCCGCUCCAAGAUGUUGCUCUUCCAAAGCAAACACAAGCUGGACUUCACGCCCAUGGGCAUCGACAAUCGGGGGAAGAUCAUUUUGGGCUACUCGGAGACGGAGCUCUGCAUGAACGGCUCGGGAUACCAGUUCAUCCACGCCGCCGACAUGAUGUACUGCGCCGACAACCACCUGCGAAUGAUGAAAACCGGAGAAAGCGGCCUCACGACUUUCCGCCUCCUGAGUAAAUCAGGAAACUGGGUCUGGGUCAAGUCCAACGCCAAGCUGUUCUACAAAGGAGGAAGACCCGACUUCAUCAUCGCUUAUCAGCGAGCCAUCGUCAACGCCGAGGGCGAGGACUACCUCCGCCAGAGGAGGCUGCAGCUGCCCUUCAGCAUCACCACGGGGGAGGCGGUCCUGUACAACACGGGUCCCACCGUGGACCUGUCCGAGACGCGCUUCAACCAGCAGUUCGAUAGCAGCGACGCGGACGGCGGAAAGGAAACGGAGGCCCCCCAGAGUCUGCUGGACUGCUUCCUCAGGCAGGACAAGUCCGCCUACAAACAAACCCCCGAAAUCCCGCUCCCUGUGGACCAGGUCUUCAUGGACAGCCGAGCGCUGGUCAGCGUUCCCAGCGACGCCUGGCAGGUGACGGGCGUGGCGGCCACCGCCGGCGCCGCCACCGUCGUGGUGAAGGAGGAGGCCAAGCAGUCCGUGAUGGCGGUCAUCGACGCCCUGCAGGAGAUGGCCCAGAACGGCGACUUCUGCGCCGCUUUGGAGAACAUGGAGGUCAGCGAGGCGGAGCUGAUGGAGUGGGAGGAGACCCUCAAGAGGCUGGGCCAGGACGGCGACAGGCGGGAGAGCGUUCGCUCCGAGCUGGACGGCGUGCUCAUCGACGAGCUCUUUGAACACAUCGAUCCCGUUUUGUUCAAGGAGAAGGGCGAAGAAUGCCCCACCCCUUGCCUGAAGGCGGUCGUCAGCGGCCAGCGGGACCCCUUCACGCAGGGGGCGGCGCAGCAACAGGAAGGGAUUUACCCCCAAAUGAACGGCGUGUACGCGGCGGAUAACGUACACGGACAUUUAGACGGCGGCUUAGCGGGAUUCAAACUUUCCCACUGUGGACCCCUGCCUGACGCAGCCCCCCCGCACCCGUCCCCUCUUCAGCAGCUGCAACUUCAGGACAUUUUCACCCCGGAGAUAGAACUACCGCAACUCACCGUCCCCGACGGGUCACGUGACGCCGCGGCGCUCCACUUCCUGGGCUUUGAGCAGCGGCAAGGUAACGCCCUGCCUGUCAAUCAGCCAAUGGCAGCCAUGAUCUCGUGCGGUAACUUGAACGCCUCCACUUUGCCCACGAAUCGCCCGCAAGCCGACCCGGCCUCGGCCCCGCGCAGCCGCCAUCCUCAGCAGUGGGCGCAGGGCCCAUACGUACCGCCCCCCUCCGGCGCCACGCACAAGAGACACAGGCCGACGCCCACUCCGGAAAGCCAAGCGCUCCCUCGCCUUUGGCCGAGGAGCGUCAACGGACUGGACCACGCCCAGCAGGGGGGGCUGGCGUGCGGGCAGUCGGUCAGUCACAGCAGCUGCAUGUACACGCAGCCCUUCGCCUGCGGCCCGGCGGGGGGCGACACCCUGGCGCUCGCCCAGUCCUCCCUCCAGAGGGCGGCCGCCACCGGCCUGGACCAGAGCCCCCCCCGGGGCUCCUGUUACUUCCAGUGGGGGCGCAGUCAGCCCGUGGUGGGCACGUCGUCCAUCAGCCAGGACUCCGCCCACAUCAGUCCCAUGACGUCCAACAUGGCCUCCUCGGAGCUCGCCCCCAACCUCCAGUGCUACCAGGAAUGACGCCCAGACUUUGCUCAUCGGAACAACCCUCAUGCAGUUUCAGCGCUUAUUCGCCGAUUUCCCCGUCCCAGGAAUAUUCAACCUGUAAACAAUGAAGACCUGUGAGUGCCUUUGCCAGAAACACGGAACAGCCAAAGAUUUCGUUUUGUUUUUGUUUUUUUUACAUUUUUAUUCUACAAGGGAAACCAACGUUGUUGCAAUUUUAUUGUAUAAGAAAAAGACGCUUAAAAAUGUUAUGUAACUUGCUAUUAAGACAAUUGUGCUAAAAUGCUAUGCUAAGCUAUGUAUUUAGUGUGCACACUCACUUGCAUUAGCUACUAUGUAUGUCACCGCAGUCACAAGCACGUUCAGUGGUGCCUCGGUUAACAUCACUAAUCCAUUCCAGAAGGUCCAACUCUAACCAAAACGGACUCUAACCAAAGCAGACUUUCCCAUGGGAAAUGAUAUAAAUCCAAUCAAUACCUUCCAAACACCCAAAAAUGUUAACACAAAACCCAUUUUAUAGACAAUAAUUAUAGUUUUAUGUACAUUUGACGCGACUUUGACCUCGUGUUGUUGGAAAAACGCCCCCAAGUUUCAAAAUAAAUGCAUUAAACAUUGGGGGGGGGGGGGUCUUGCACCCUUGUCUCGGUACCGUCCACGCAAGAUGACAGGACGCCGUUUUGGAUGCUGAACAAGCGGGCGAACGCAAGCCAAGGCAAAACAUGUUGGUUGUUAACCAAAAAAAAAUGCACUAACCGAGGUGCCACGGAAUCACCGCUUUUUUGUUGUUUGUGUUUCGGCUAAAUAAGACUUCUGAAAACAUUUGGAGGGAUUUGCAGCUUUUGGCUGGACGGUUUUCACGUGAAUGGGAAACUCGGACAUCCGCUUCUCGAAACGGGAAGGUCAGUUUACGGUCUGAAGAGCUCGGUCGGGUAAAAUAAAGUUCCGUUUUGAGAUUUUCCGCGAAUUUCGACCAAGUUGCAGUCGUCACGCGCUACCUCGUAGAUUUGACCCAAAUCGUCGUGACGGUUCUGUGACUCGCUGGUUGAAUGUCGCGGCGAGUCCGAGAGAAUCGGCCAUAUGUUGGCGGGUUUUUUUGGACAUCAAAAACCUAUAAUAAAAAAAAAAAGUAAGAAUAAGGGCAAAAAAAGUUGCAAUUUGAUAAUAACGUUUUAUGAUUGAAUUAGGUUGCAAAAAUGUUACGAGAAUAAAGCCAAAAUAUUCUGACAAAGUCAUAAUUAUGCGAAUUUCAUGAGGAAAAACGGCCAAAUAUUGUAAUCUUAUAAGAAUAAGAGCAAAAAAAAGUUGCAAUUUGAUAAUAACAUUUUAUGAUUGAAUUAGGUUGCAAAAAUGUUACGAGAAUAAAGCCAAAAUAUUCUGAAAAAGUCAUAAUUACAAAAAUUUCAUGGGGAAAAACGGCCAAAUAUUGAGAAAAAAAUUGAAAAACGAGAAAAAGUUGAAAAGUUUUUUUAAGAGAGUUGAAACAUUUAGAAAAAAUGUUUAAAAAAUUUUUAAAAAUCAAAAAACUACCUUUCAUUUUUCGUGAUGAGGCCCCAAAUACAUGCUCGCACUUUCCCUAGCUUGUGCCUUCUUGCCAUAUACAAUAUAUAUGUAUAUUAUAUAUCAUGCACACACAUCUAAUCUCGUCUUUAAGGGAACAUUUCCUUCAGUGAAUAGAGCCUUACUGUACCCCAAAGUGCACUUCCACGAAUAAAUAACAAUGCCACAAAAGUG
Molecule: messenger RNA, 4764 nt
Organism: Doryrhamphus excisus (bluestripe pipefish)
Lineage: Eukaryota; Metazoa; Chordata; Actinopteri; Syngnathiformes; Syngnathidae
Source: RefSeq, a predicted model, not a curated record